AUGCUUUGGAGUCCUACAACCGACGAAUUGAGUUUCUCCACUCAGAUGAACGACGAGAUGCAAAUACUGAUCCGUACAGAUACACGUCCAACGAAAAGGCAGGUGUUACGAUGCGUAAUGACCUUAUUCGAUCCUUUGGGACUACUUUCGCCGUUUAUCAUUCACGGCAAAGUUCUGAUCCAGGACCUGUGGCGAGAAGGUACGGACUGGGAUGAGAAGGUCAGCGACGCAGUUUACGUAAAAUGGCAGAGGUGGAUACAAAUGAUCGAGUAUAUUUCCGAUAUCCGCAUCCCAAGAUGCUACUUCAGUGGUGCUACUCGGAUGACAUAUAAGAAUUCCGAAAUACACGUGUUUGUGGACGCUAGCGAAGCGGCCUAUUCCUGUGCGGUUUAUUUGCGCACGUUCAACGAAGAGGAGAAUCCGCAGUGCUGUCUGAUCGCCGCCAAAUCGAAGGUAGCGCCUCUGAAACCCUGGUCUAUUCCCAGACUGGAAUUACAGGCAUGUGUUCUAGGCACACGAUGGGCGAAAUUUGUUGUAGGCCAUCUCGACGUUCCCGUAACCAAGGUCACGUAUUGGACAGACUCCAGAACCGCACUGGCCUGGAUCAAAUCAGAUCCUCGGAAUUAUCGACAAUUCGUUUCCUUCCGAGUAGGCGAAAUUCUGGAACAGACAACAGCGACUCAAUGGAAGUGGGUACCAUCGAAAUCCAAUCCUGCGGACGAAGCGACGAAAUGGGGAAGUGGUCCGUACUUCAACCAAGACAGCAAAUGGUUCCGAGGACCCAAUUUUCUGUGGCUAGCGGAAGAAGAGUGGCCCCGUGUUACAGAGCCAGUGGUGGAUACUUCAGAAGAAAUGCGAGCGUCGAUUCUUCAUCACUGUACGAUAGAGACAACCAUAGAUUUCCACCGGUUCUCUACCUGGGAGAGACUGCAACAUGCCACAGCAUAUGUCUUGCGAUUCCUGAACAACGCAUCCAAGAAGCAGCCGAAAUACUCCGGAUCACUACAACAGGCAGAACUGCAUGCUGCCGAAGAAAUCAUCAUCAAAUUAACUCAACGUGAAGCUUACACAGAUGAAGUUGCUGCGCUGUCGAAUAAAGUUCUGAAUAAAUCGGGACAGGAGGUCAUCGGGAAGAACAGUUCCAUAUACAACCUUAUGCCGUUCCUGGACGAUCGUGGCCUGCUACGCGAGCGUGGCAGAAUUGAGGCAGCUGAAAGAGUACCACAUGAAGUGCGACAUCCACUGAUCCUUCCGAGGAAACAUCACGUCACUGAACUCCUGGUAAACAGAUAUCAUCGUCGUUACAGACACGGAAACGCUGAAACUGUAGUGAAUGAGUUACGUCAGCUUUACACGAUUCCACGAAAGUAG
Molecule: messenger RNA, 1371 nt
Organism: Toxorhynchites rutilus septentrionalis
Lineage: Eukaryota; Metazoa; Arthropoda; Insecta; Diptera; Culicidae
Exons: 1
Coding region: 1-1371 (456 amino acids)
Molecular function (GO): nucleic acid binding
Source: RefSeq, a predicted model, not a curated record